AUGGGCUGGGGCUCCCAGAUAGCCUGGGGGCCUCCGCCGCUGCCGCUGCUGCUGCUGCUGCUGCUGCUGCUCCCGAAGCCAGGGCCCGGCACCUGGGUGCCCCGAGGAGGCGACCCUGGAGAGCCAGUCACCCCCCGCUGGGUCCUGGAUGGCAGGCCCUGGCGCGUGGUCACCCAGGAACUGGUCAGUCCCUCCCUGCCAUGCAGGGCCCCUGAUGCAGGUCUCCUGACUUUGGAGGCUGAUGGCCAGGAGCUCCUGAUUGAGCUGCACAGGAACCGCAGGCUGCUGGCCCCGGGGUACACGGAGACCCACUACAGCCCAGAUGGACAGCUGGUGGUGCAGGCCCGCAGCCACACGGAUCACUGCCACUACCACGGACGCGUGAGGGGCUUCCCGGACUCCUGGGUGGCCCUCAGCACUUGCUCUGGGCUGAGUGGCCUCAUCGUGCUCAACUGCAACACCACCUAUUACCUGCGGCCCAGGGCGCCUGGGGACCCCAAGGAGGCUUCAACCCACACAGUCUUCAGAAUCCAGCAACUGCUCACCUGGGAAGGGGCCUGUGGUCACAGGGACCCCAGGGAGAAGGCGGGCAUGACCAGCCGCCCGACUGUGAGCCAGAACAGGAACAGGCGCGGGGUUGGCAGGAGCACCAAGUACCUGGAGCUGUACCUAGUGGCUGACCAUUCCCUGUUCUUGAUCCGGCACAGGAAUGUGAAUCGCACCAAAGAGCGGCUCUUGGAGGUGGCCAGCUACGUGGAUCAGAUCCUCAGGACCUUGGACAUCCGGGUCGUGCUGAGCGGCCUGGAAGUGUGGAACCAGCAGGACCAGAGCCAGGUCACGCCAGACGCCAAUGCCACGCUAUGGGCCUUUCUGCGGUGGCGCCGGGGGCUGUGGGCACGGCGGCCACACGACUCGGCGCAGCUGCUUACGGGCCGCCCCUUCCGCGGCGCCACCGUGGGUCUGGCGCCCAUCGAGGGCAUGUGCGGCGCAGAGAGCUCUGGGGGCGUAAGCACGGACCACUCCGAGCUCCCCCUGGGCGCCGCGGCCACCAUGGCGCACGAGAUCGGCCACAGCCUUGGCCUCAGUCACGAUGCCGACGGCUGCUGCGAGGAUGCCGCGCGCGACCCGGGCGGCUGCGUCAUGGCGGCGGCCACGGGGCAUCCGUUUCCGCGCGUAUUCAGCGCCUGCAGCCGCCGUCAGCUGCGCGCCUUUUUCCGCAAGGGAGGCGGCGCGUGCCUCGCCGAUAUUCCGGACCCGGAGCGCCUGGUGCGCCCGGCGCGCUGCGGCAACGGCUUCGUGGAGGCGGGCGAGGAGUGUGACUGCGGCUCUGGCCAGGAGUGCCCGGAACUCUGCUGCUUCGCCCAUAAUUGCUCGCUGCGUGCCGGGGCCGAGUGCGCCCAAGGAGCCUGCUGCGCGCGCUGCCUGUGGAGGCCGGCGGGCACGCCGUGCCGCGCGGCUGUGGGCGAUUGUGACCUCCCGGAGUUCUGCACGGGCUCCUCCCCGCACUGUCCCCCGGACGUUUACCUCUUGGACGGCUCGCCCUGCGCCGGAGGGCACGGCUACUGCCGCGACGGCGCAUGUCCCACGCUGGAGCAGCAGUGUCAGCAACUCUGGGGGCCUGGCUCGCGCGCUGCCCCCGAGGCCUGCUUCCAGGUGGUGAACUCGGCGGGGGACGCCCACGGGAACUGCGACCAGGAUGCUGAGGCCGGCUUCGUGCCUCAAGCUAAGAGGGAUGCUUGGUGCGGGAGGCUGCAGUGCCAGGGCGGGGACCCUGGGCGACUGCCACCGCACACAGCGCCCGUGGACUCCACCGUUCAUCUGGAGGGCGGCGAGGUGACUUGUCGGGGAGUCUUCCCGCCCCCUGAUGCCCAACCGCACCAGCUGGACUUGGGCUUGGUGGAGGCGGGCACUCAGUGUGGCCCUGGAAUGGUGUGCCAGGACAGGCGCUGCCAGAACGUUAGCUUCCCGGAGCUGCAGCGCUGCGAGGCUGUCUGCCACCACCGCGGGGUUUGCAACAGCAACGGGAACUGCCACUGCCCUCCGGGCUGGGCUCCGCCCUUCUGCGACAAGCCAGGCUUGGGUGGCAGUGUGGACAGCGGCCCCGCGCAGGCUGACAACCCCGGCGAUGCCUUCCUACUGGGCACCAUCUUAAGCUUCCUGCUUCCACUGCUGCCUGGGGCUGGCCUGGCCUGGUGCCGCUACCGGCUGCUGGCAUCCAGUCACCAGAGAUGCCCCUGGGGCUGCUGCAGGAAGGACCCCUCGCACAGUGGGCCCAAAAACAGUGCAGGGCAGGAGCACCCCCUGGGCAGCAUUCACACGGAGUUGGACCCCACAGCCUUAGGAGAGCCCCGGCCACAUGCUUGCUACACCCUUCUCUGA
Ochotona curzoniae (black-lipped pika) is the source of this 2379-nucleotide messenger RNA. RefSeq names its product ADAM metallopeptidase domain 33 (gene ADAM33). The coding region runs from base 1 to 2379 and encodes 792 amino acids. Lineage: Eukaryota; Metazoa; Chordata; Mammalia; Lagomorpha; Ochotonidae. The record is from RefSeq and is a predicted model, not a curated record. Gene Ontology annotation, molecular function: metalloendopeptidase activity. Gene Ontology annotation, biological process: proteolysis. The transcript is spliced from 21 exons.